Messenger RNA from Staurois parvus, 1854 nucleotides. NCBI's taxonomy places the organism in Eukaryota, Metazoa, Chordata, Amphibia, Anura, Ranidae. The record is from the annotation of a GenBank genome assembly.
GCAGAGGAGGGGGAUCCUCCCACAAUGCCUCCAGCACCCCCAACUCCACCUGCUAAAAGGAAGAGCAAAUUCUCCGGAAUAGGAAAACUCUUUAAGCCGUGGAAGUGGAGGAAGAGAAAGAGCAGUGAUAAUUUUCGUGAGACUUCCGAAGUUCUGGAAAGGAAGAUCUCUAUGAGAAAGCCCAAAGAAGAACUAAUAAAAAGAGGAGUCCUCAUUGAACUACCAGAAGAAGAUAUCCCUGUGACAGCAGAAUCUCCUCCUCUGAGGAAUGGCCACAUGAGCCAGAGGACAGCAGAGCCACAAGAAAAAGACAAGAGUCUAAAGCGGAGCAGUCGGCAAGAUUCCGUGGGAUCCCGUCCCAAUUCACAGGUGGAACCUGCACAACAAAACUUGCGAGAGCCCUCCAAACAACCUCUGCUUCCUCCUAAAAGACCGCUGUCCACCUCUGUCUCUACUGGUCAUAAUCAGAAUGAGGGGCAAAAAGUAGAGCAGAACCCCACUGUAACACGAUUGCCGAGCUCAGCCCCCAACCCUGCACCUAGGACACUACACCCAGCACCUAAACAACCUCCAGUACCACCUCCUAAGCCACAGAACAGAAACAGCAACCCAUUAAUGGCAGAGCUGUGCCAGGCAUUGGCAGGAAAUACACUAACGCCAGUUGGCUCCCGUCCCUCUCCUCCACUGCCUGCAAAACGAGGCCCUCCCCCUGCUACAGAUGUCAUCAGCAACAGAGAAAAGACUACGUCCAUAUUGAUCCCACCACCACCUGCAAAUGAACCUACUGUUCCUUCUUUGCCAUCACCAACACUUCCCCCACAAUCACUUGCUUUACAUCCAUCACCACCUGAAGAUCCAUUGCCAGUGGAGGUUCAUCCCCCAAGAAAGGAGGAGGAAAAAGAAGAAACAUCACUUACUGUGCCAUUGCUUCCUCUUCAUAUACGCAUUCAGCAGGCUCUCAACAGUCCUCAGCCUUUGCCUGUCAUAGAUAAUGCCCAGAGGGCACACUCUCUUUCUUUUUUUCCAAAUGACUUGGGACAAGGUGAAGAGAAAACAAGAGUGAGAUCUCUACCUAUCACUAUAGAGCUUCUCAAAGUGCCUGAUGAUGAUGAUGAUGAGGAGGAGAUGAGCCUUGAAGAAGAUUUGCCACCAGAAGUCUUGAAUCCCCAUGCCUCCAGGGUAUAUAUUGGCGAUGUGCCUUCAGUUACUGUAAUACCAAGCUACAUACCUCAGUCAGUCCAGGAGGAGGAGGAGGAAGAAGAGGAAGACGCCGGCAUUAGUGAUAGUGAUUCAGAAGGGCCUAUACUGUACAAAGAAGAAGAGGAGGAGGAGGAAGAUGAUGAAGAACAAACAAGCUCCCUGGCCAAUAAGGUGAAAAGAAAGGACACUCUGGCAAUGAAGCUUGGUGGAAAAGCCAGUUCACAGGAUCCCAGUACUGAGUUACCUCAGCGAAGUAGGGAAGAGUGGAAUCAAAUCCGACAACAGAUUGGUUCACAGCUGAAUCGAAGACUUAGUCAAAGACCUACUGCAGAGGAGCUGGAGCAGCGGAACAUUUUGCAACAAAAAAAUGAAGCAGACCGGUUAGCAGAGAAACGUGAAAUAAAGAGGCGACUGACACGCAAGCUAAGUCAAAGACCUACAGUGGCAGAGUUGCUGGAAAGAAAAAUCCUUAGGUUUAAUGAGUAUGUAGAGGUGACAGAUGCUCAUGAUUAUGACAGGAGAGCUGAUAAACCCUGGACCAAGCUUACCCCUGCUGACAAGGCAGCAAUUCGUAAAGAACUGAAUGACUUCAAGAGCACGGAAAUGGCUGUUCAUGAUGAAAGCAGACACUAUACACGGUUCCAUCGGCCCUAA